Messenger RNA from Parascedosporium putredinis, 684 nucleotides. NCBI's taxonomy places the organism in Eukaryota, Fungi, Ascomycota, Sordariomycetes, Microascales, Microascaceae. The record is from the annotation of a GenBank genome assembly.
AUGGCCGAGAUCUUUGGCAUAAUUUCCGGCGCCGUCGGCAUCGCGGCGGCCUUUACCGCCUGUGUCGACUGCUUCAAGUACGUCCAGCUCGGUCGGAACCUGGCGCGAGAUUACCAGACCGACCAGCUCUCGCUGACCUGCGCCUGGCUCCGUCUGGCGAGACCCGACGCGACCCCGGCCGAGCUCCGGGCGCUAAAGGAUUGCCUGUUCCAAAUUCUCGCCUUGUUUGAGGAAUCGCGGAGGAUUUCUAGCAAGUACAGGUCGCGUUCUGAGGCUGCAGGGGAAGCUUCGGCGGCGUUGUGCGAGAAGGGAGACUCGAGAGUGGCAUCACUCGUGGAAAGGAUCAAGGCGCUGGCAAUCGGGAGGCAGAGGGGAAACAGUGUCUUGCGGAAGACAGGAUGGGCUCUUUACCACAGAUCACAACUCAAAGAACUCGUUUCAAACAUCACGACGAUUAUUGACAACAUGGAAAAGCUGUUCCCCGCGCCGGAAACCCAGCUGGCGCUCGUCAAACAAGAGAUUGAGCAGAUCCGGGAUAGAUGGGCGCUGGAGCUCGUCGAAACGGCUACGCAGGGAUACUUGAACGUGGAGGUCGAGGGCGAAGCUCAGCUCGGCGACUAUUUUGCGAACGACUGGAAGGGCGAGGCGGUGGGAGCGGAGCUUAGUUUCUACGGGUGCAGGUGA